Molecule: messenger RNA, 771 nt
Organism: Morus notabilis
Lineage: Eukaryota; Viridiplantae; Streptophyta; Magnoliopsida; Rosales; Moraceae
Exons: 2
Coding region: 1-771 (256 amino acids)
Source: RefSeq, a predicted model, not a curated record
AUGGUAGACAAGCACAAGCAUGUGCUCACCACCCCUUGUCCUCUUGAGCCGAUUGAGGAGUCUACUCAAGAGGAGCAAGACGCAUACACUUCUUGGAUGCGUUCCGAUGAGAUUGCUAGGUGCUAUAUUUUAGCAUCAAUUAGCAAUGUGUUGCAGCAGCAACAUCGGAACAUGCUGACAGCUGCAGAUAUGAUCUACAUCAUUGCUGAAAUGUUCGGCAGCCAGGGCCGUGAAGCCAAGCAAGCUACGGUGCGUAACUUCAUGAACUGUCGGAUGAAAUUUGGCACUCCUGUUGACCAUAUGCUACUGAUCAUUAGUCACUUGAAUGAGAUGGAGCUCAUGGGAGCUGAGAUAGAUGGGGAGACUCAGGUGGAUAUGAUCCUAGAGACUCUCCCGGAGAUGUUCGACAACUUCAAGCUCAACUACUCAAUGAAUAAGUUGAACUAUUCACUCCCUGAACUCAUGAAGGAGCUUCAAACUGCGGAAGCUCUACUGCUUGAAGGAAAAAAGAGGAAUGGAAAGGUACACCUUGCUGAAGCAAAACCUUCCACCUCUGGUGCCAAGAAGCUGAAGAAAAACCGCAACAAGAAGAAACCGAAAGGAAAAGCUGGAAAGGGCAAGAACAGUGCAAGGACUCUGGAGCCACCAAUCAUGUUUGUUGUUCUCUACAGGGGUUCAGGGAAAGCAAAAGACUUAGCAAGGGCGAGUUUAACUUUCGAUGGGGGAACGGAGCAUCAGUAUCAGCUAUAUCAGUUGGAAGCAUUAAAUUAG